UCCAGUCCAGCGCGCACGUCGCUGCAGGUCUUCUCUGCGCUCACGCGUUUUAUUAUAUUUUAUAUGUUUACACACUUUUUUGGGUGGGUCUCGCUCUGCGCUGCUCUGUCAUGCAUUUUGGACCGCGUGGAUCUCGACGCGUAAACUUUAUUAAAGGAAAGUUGCGGCGCGGGUGAGAUUGUUUGACUUAAUGGUCACAAUAUGACCAAAAUCCGGAGUUUGUCGGCGUUACAGACAUCAAGCAAGUAGUGUGCGCGCACUGUGGACAUGGACUAUGGAGGCUUUAAGUCUCUCCGUCAACGCAGUGUCCUACACUGUGGCGGCUGAGCUGAGUCCGAUCGAUGACCCAUUCGCUGGACCCAUUCAAAAUAUCGCACCGUGGAACUUCACCGUUCUGGCCCUACUCAUGUUUGUGGUCACUUCUCUUUCUCUAAGCGAAAACUUCCUCGUCAUGUUUGCCACUUAUAAGUUUAAACAACUCCGACAACCACUGAACUACAUUAUAGUGAACUUGGCCAUUGCAGACUUUCUAGUCUCUCUCACAGGAGGACUCAUAAGUUUCCUCACAAAUGCAAGAGGUUAUUUCUUCUUGGGCCGCUGGGCUUGCGUGCUGGAAGGCUUCGCUGUCACUUUUUUCGGAAUUGUAGCCCUGUGGUCUCUGGCCGUUCUGUCGUUCGAGCGAUUCUUCGUAAUUUGCAGACCUCUUGGCAACAUUCGACUGCAAGCCAAACAUGCCGUCAUGGGUCUGCUCUUCGUCUGGAUCUUUUCCUUCGUUUGGACCUUCCCUCCCGUGCUGGGCUGGAACAGAUACACUGUCAGCAAGAUUGGAACAACUUGUGAGCCUGACUGGUAUUCAACAAACAUCACUGACCACAGCUACAUCAUCACUUUCUUCUCCACUUGUUUCAUUCUGCCUCUGGGACUUAUCUUCUUCUGCUAUGGGAAGCUCCUGCGUAAGCUCAGGAAGGUGUCCCAUGGUCGUCUGGCCAAUGCCAGGAAGCCUGAGCGUCAGGUGACCCGUAUGGUUGUGGUCAUGAUUAUAGCAUUCAUGGUGGCAUGGACACCAUAUGCAGUCUUUGCUAUACUGGUCACAAUUCACCCAACGAUUGAAAUAGAUGCGAGGUUGGCUUCCAUCCCUGCAUUCUUCUCCAAGACAGCUGCGGUGUACAACCCAAUAAUCUACGUGUUCAUGAACCGACAGACAAGCCGCACGGAAACAGCGACAGCUGAACAAAGUGCCGCUCUCCCGAUGCUGCCUACGCGCGCGCCAACCGGGAAGGCGGAACUUCGCGCGUUCAUCUCUGAGUUUAGGAAGUGCAUCAUCCAACUAUUUACCGGCAUUGUGGCCGUACCAGAAAGCAACAUGAACCAGACAUCAGAGCGACCAGGAACCACUGCGGACAGUCAAACUGGUGAAAUGGCUGCCAUUGCGGCCCGUAUCCCCAUCGGUGAUACAACAUUGCCGAGGUCUGAGGAUUCUCCAACUGACUGUGGCUCCUUUGCUCAGCUCCCCAUACCAGAGAACAAAGUGUGUCCUAUGUAACAGUGAAAACAACAACAAAAAACUAUCCAUAUUGUAGCUUGUGACUAGCUGUUUUCAUUCUUGGGCUCAAGAUAUAAAGGAUGAACUACUUUUUUCUUUGAAGCUGUCACUUUUGCAGUACGUUUAAAUUGUAGUCCCUGAAGAAAUAAAUGUAAAAAAGCAUAUGAAGAGCUGAAGCACGUCACCAGAGUCAGUAUUUAAAAUUUGAAACAUCUGUAAGUAUACAGAGGCGCAAAUAAGUAUUUAGUCAACCACCAAUUGUACAAGUUUUCCUAAUUGAAAAGAUUAGAGAGGCCUGUAAUUGUCAACAUGGGUAAACCUCAACCAUGAGCGACAGAAUGUGGAAAAAAAACAGAAAAUUACAUUGUUUGAUUUUUAAAGAAUUUAUUUCUAAAUUAGAGUGGAAAAUAAGUAUUUGGUCACCUACAAACAUGCAAGAUUUUUGGCUGUCAAAGAGGUAUGACUUACUCUAACGAGGUCUAACGAGGCUCCACUCGGUACCUGUAUUAAUGGCACCUGUUUUAACUCAUUAUCGGUAUAAAAGACACCUGUCCACAACCUCAGUCAGUCAGUCACUCCAAACUCCACUAUGGCCAAGACCAAAGAGUUGUCAAAGGACACCAGAGACAAAAUUGUAGACCUGCACCAGGAUGGGAAGACUGAAUCUUCAAUAGGUAAAACGCUUGGUGUAAAGAAAUCAACUGUGGGAGCAAUUAUUAGAAAAUAGAAGACAUACAAGACCACUGAUAAUCUCCCUCGAUCUGGGGCUCCAUGCAAGAUCUCACCCCGUGGCGUUAAAAUGAUAACAAGAACGGUGAGCAAAAAUCCCAGAAGCACACGGGGGGACCUAGUGAAUGACCUACAGAGAGCUGGGACCACAGUAACAAAGGCUACUAUCAGUAACACAAUGCGCCGCCAGGGACUCAAAUCCUGCACUGCCAGACGUGUCCCCCUGCUGAAGCCAGUACACAUCCAGGCCCAUCCGCGGUUCGCUACAGAGCAUUUGGAUGAUCCAGAAGAGGACUGGGAGAAUGUGUUAUGGUCAGAUGAAACCAAAAUAGAACUUUUUGGUAGAAACACAGGUUCUCGUGUUUGGAGGAGAAAGAAUACAUGAUUGCAUCCGAAGAACACCAUACCCACUGUGAAGCAUGGGGGUGGAAACAUCAUGCUUUGGGGCUGUUUUUCUGCAAAGGGACCAGGAGGACUGAUCUGUGUAAAGGAAAGAACUAAUGGGGCCAUGUAUCAAGAGAUUUUGAGUGAACCAAACACACAGCCAGGGCAACAAAGGAGUGGCUUCGUGAGAAGCAUUGCAAGGUCCUGGAGUGGCCUAGCCAGUCUCCAGAUCUCAACUCCAUAGAAAAUCUGUGGAGGGAGUUGAAAGUCCGUGUUGCCCAACGACAGCCCCAAAACAUCACUGCUCUAGAGGAGAUCUGCAUGGAGGAAUGGGCCAAAAUACCAGCAACAGUGUGUGAGAAGCUUGUGAAGAGUUACAGAAAACGUUUGGCCUCCGUUAUUGCCAACAAAGGGUACAUAACAAAAUAUUGAGAGGAACUUUUGGUAUUGACCAAAUACUUAUUUUCCACCAUGGUUUGCAAAUAAAUUCUUUAAAAAUCAAACAAUGUGAUUUUCAGUUUUUUUUUUUUCCACAUUCUGUCUC
Molecule: messenger RNA, 3200 nt
Organism: Corythoichthys intestinalis (scribbled pipefish)
Lineage: Eukaryota; Metazoa; Chordata; Actinopteri; Syngnathiformes; Syngnathidae
Gene: valopa
Product: vertebrate ancient long opsin a
Exons: 6
Coding region: 275-1543 (422 amino acids)
Biological process (GO): cellular response to light stimulus; visual perception; G protein-coupled receptor signaling pathway
Cellular component (GO): plasma membrane; photoreceptor outer segment
Molecular function (GO): G protein-coupled photoreceptor activity
Source: RefSeq, a predicted model, not a curated record